Molecule: messenger RNA, 4518 nt
Organism: Linderina pennispora
Lineage: Eukaryota; Fungi; Kickxellomycota; Kickxellomycetes; Kickxellales; Kickxellaceae
Exons: 3
Coding region: 120-4436 (1438 amino acids)
Molecular function (GO): ubiquitin binding; identical protein binding; cytoskeletal protein binding
Source: RefSeq, a predicted model, not a curated record
CAGCAAUCUUUUCUUCUUUUUCCCAUUCGCAUUGCAGUUGUUUUUCAACCUCUACCUUUAUCUAAUUCCGGCCUGAGCUUUUCUUAAUUCCAAGGGCAUUACUCUACGCUGAAAAAGAAAUGCCGCUUCUAGAUGUGCGUGUUGCAAUAUACGCCUAUGCGGCAGCCGACGCUGACGAGCUAAACCUGAACGAGGACGACGUCCUGUAUAUUAUCAACAGCGACGACCCCGACUGGCUGCAGGCGAAGCGGAAACCAGUGCAAAUUGACGACCCAGACGAGGUCGGGCUUGUGCCUGAGAACCACACCAAACCUCUCGACCCGAUUGCGCGCGGUAAGGCAUUGUAUGACUACGAGCCGACGCAGGACGAGGAAACGACGCUUGCCGAAGACGAGGACAUUGAGAUCCUCGAGGAAGACGAUCCGGACUGGUUCAUGGCCAAGACCCGCGGUGGGUUCGGGUUUGUCCCUAAAUCCUAUGUUGAGGUUACUGGCGACAUCUCACCCGCUUGGAAUGGUGCGACGGACCAUCAGCCCGACCCGGCUCGCAGCGCACCAGAGCCGGAACCGGAGACUGCUCAGGGAGCGGCGGCCCCUCCUCCGCUUCCCCCACCACCCUCUCCUCCACCAGCUCCACCUGUCCAGCAACCAAGUGAGAGUCCGCGGGCAGUUGUCGAGCCGCCCGCAGUGCAGGCUCCUCCGCCUCCACCACCUCCGCCUCCACCGCCUCCACCAGCGGCUACUGACACAGCACCACCGAAAUCGCCUAUUGCUCCUCAACUUGUAUACCAGCAACCAGCGACAAUCUCACACUUCAAUGUAAUCGAGGGCAAGAAGAAGAAGGGCCCCAAGGUGGUGCUGAGCAUCAGCAAUGACGCUUUGAUAGUCGAUGGCAACGACGAUAUGACCCCACCGAAGCGCUUCAACAUGGCGGAUGUCGCUCCAUGCACAAGCAAGAAAUCAGUUAUCGGUAUUGAAGUUGGCGGAUACUCCCCUGCAGCGUUUGACUUUUUGUGCUCAUCGAACGCAGAGGCCGAGCGCAUUGCUGAUGCCAUCAAUGCGGCGCGGCGCGGUAUGUUUGUUGGAGAACGCACGCUUGAGUCACAUGAGGAAGCUGCGCAGCCCCCGCGGCUUCCUCCCAAGGAUGAGGUUCACCCGGCCAAGCCGGCUGCCACCUCCCCGCCACCAAUCUCGCCAAUGCCAUUCCAGACACAUGCUCAGGGCGCGCGCGAGAACGCCCUGGUUCUAUACGACUUUGGUAGCGACGAUCCAGAGGAGCUCGAGGUACGUGAGGGCGACAGAGUAUUGGUGCUCGACAAGUCAGACCCCGAGUGGUGGCAUGUGCAGCUGGACCCGCCCAACGGCAGAGCUGGCCUAGUACCCUCAAGCUAUUUGGAGCUUUCAGACGAUGAGGUAGCCGGGCCUGCCCAACCUGUCAUCCCGCAGCUGCCUACGCGCACCGAGACUGUUCGGCGCGCUGCAUCGCAGGUGCAGAUGAGCAGCAGUGCAUCCCCAGUUCAGCAGACCGCUCGGGACGUCCAAGCACCUCCCCUGCCCCCACCACCUGCGCUUGCAUCCGAGCCGCCAUCAACGGGCACCACCCUGCGGCGACAGAAGACCACUGAUUCUGACAAUGUGCCACUAAAUGUGCUGCAGCGCCGCCAGGACUCGAGCCAGAAACCACUGCCUGGUCCCGAUCCAAGCAAGGUGCGUACAUGGACCGAUCGAUCGGGUGCAUACACAGUGGAUGCCCAGUUCCUGUCGUUUGACAGUGACGGGCGUGUGCAUUUGCACAAGACCAAUGGCGCGAAGAUUGUGGUUUCUUUGGCCAAGUUCAGUGAGGAGGACCGCCGCUACGUCGAUGGCGUGGCGAUGCCUCAAAAGCCGGCCAAAUCCAUGACCGCCCGCCAGCGCCAGCAGGAGGAAGCAAAGCGCAAUCCCGGAAAGCGGGUAAUCAACUAUGACUGGGACUGGUUUGACUUCUUCACGCUCAAAGGCGGAGUCAGCGCCGACAACGCACUAAAGUACGCUACGUCGUUUGUUGCCGAUCGCUUGGACGAUAAGUCCAUUCCGGAUAUUACCGCACAGACCAUGGAACAGCUGGGUGUCAAGCCCGAUGACAUCACGCGGCUUGUGCGUGCCUUCCGCAUCCACCAGGGCUUGGCUGAUGAAGGACCUAACCCGACAUCUGAUGAUUUCUUCAGCCAGCUCGAAGGAUCGAAAUCGCCAGUGCAGCAGAAACCGCAGAGCCCAGUACCGUACCAGCCAACUACGCUAGAGCCCAAGAAACCAGCGACUAACAACCCGUGGGGCGUUGAUUCGGAACUGGAUCGCCGAUUCCGAGCCAAGAGCCAGAUUGAGGAGGACGAAGCAUUUGCACGCCAACUUCAGAAAGAGGAGGAAGACAUUGCGCGUGGCAAGAAGCCAGUCACCAAGAAGCAGGCGAAUCCGUUUGCCUCGUUUGAUUCGCCGUCCCCUACGGCCUCUGGAAGCCAGCGCCCGCAGCCAGCGCCCGCAGCCAAUAAGCAGUCGCUGAACCUUGGUGCAGCCAACCGCAAGAUACAGAGGACCCCGACCUCGGUUGUUGAUCCAGCGCAGUUCCGCUCAACCCAGCAGAUGCGAGCAACCAGCCCGGUUACUCCGACCAGUGCGGUUCCGGCACGGUCCUCGAAUAUCAACGCGCUUGACCAGGCGUUUGGGUCUGGUGCUCCGUCCCCCCGCAGCCCGCCGGCCCAGAAGGAUGCGCCGCCAAGGCCACGGCCGUCGGCUAAGCCCCAGCACAUCCAGCAACAUCAGCAGCAGCUACAGCAACAGCCAAACAUCUCUGCCAGCAUGGCGCCACUAGUCGCCUCACCCGCCACCACUGCACCUGCCACCACAACGGCUGGUCUCGGCGGUCUGACCACCAACGCCAUGGCUGCUGCUGCUGCCGCUGGCAACAACGCACAGGUCGAGAAGCUUGAGCAGAUGGCGCGUGCCAAGGCCCAGGAACUGUCUGCGCAGGAGCUGCAGCUUAAGCAGCAGCAGGAGCAGAUCCGCCAGCAAGCACUGUUUUUGCAGCAACAGCAGCAGCAGCUUUUGCAGGCACAGCAGACACAGAAAGUUGAGCUGCAGCUGAAGCAGCUGAAGGAGGAGCGCGAGAAGCUCGAGCAGAAGCGCCAGGCAGAUGCGCUCAAGCAGCAGGUCGAGAUGCUGAAGCAGCAGCAGGAGCAGCUGCUCAAGAUGCAGCAGAUGGCAACACAGGUGCGUGGCAAUAUUGCUGCUGCCAGCAUGUCGCAGCCGGCGCUGUCGUCGACAAUGAACCCCAGUAUUGUAGCCCAGCAGCAGCAGCCAAAGCCGGUUAUGCAGCAGCAGAGCUCGUUCAUGAACCAGCCAGCGACUGUCUCGGCGUCCAUGACAAACGUGAAUGCUGUCCAGCAGCCCCAGCAACGCGCUAUGCCGCUAUCUGCCAGACUGCCUGCCCCGCUGGUCCCCACGCAGGCUGCAAAGCCAAUGGUAUCUCAGUCGCAAACCUCUCAGUUCCAGCAGUCGCAGAGCAACCAGUUCCAGCAGCAACCACAAACAGUGCAGUUCCAGCAGCAACAGCAACAGCAACAGGCACGGCAGGUGCAGCCGCAGUCUCAACAGUUCCAGAAUACCCAGCACACGACAACUGUCCAGCGCCAGUUCACAGGUCUCAGCUCUGGGUCAGCCGUCAACCUCAUGUCUGCCCCACACACGAUCACCAGCAAUCCUGCUGCCAGCUCAUCUACUACAGGCCUGAUCCCGCCCAACCCCGCUGGCAUGUUCAUGAACCAGGGACUCACAGGCUCCACACCCAACCUUGGUUCCUUUGCAAACAAGCCGUCUGUAUCAUCCAUGGCUGGGUUCUCAAACAUCAACGCAGCGCCUGGCCAAACCUUUAACCAGCCGCAGCAGAUGAACCAGUUCAACCAGUUCUCGUCACUCCAACAGCGGCCGAUGCAGAAUACAACGUCACCUCUCGGCAACCAGUCUAUGAACCCAUCGUUUGGCCACUCAAUGAGCCACUCAAUCGGUGGCCCGAUAGGCAACCAGGUGAUGGCCCAGACCAAGUACGAUAUGUUCAAGAAUGUCAGCCCACAUGCGCCAAGCGUGUUCUCGGGCGCCUCGCAGCCCAUGCAAUCAUCCAGCAUGGUAACUUCGCAAUUCAGCAGCACGACUACCAUGGGCAUGGGCGGUAUGAACACAUCACAGCCGAUGGGCAGCCGGCCAGCAGGCCCGACUGGCGUAUUUGCCAUGGCCAACCCGACUAUCAACCAGCAGCAGCCGAACAUGCUCCAGAACCAGAUGGUGAACCCUCAGCAACCGCAACAACAGUUCCAGCAACAGCAGAUGUUUAACCAGAACCAGCAGCAGGGUUUCAUGAACAACCAGAACAUGACCAACCCUGGCGGAUUCGGAACGCAGUGGCGGUAGAUCCCCGAGCCGUUUCACUGGACCUGCACUGCUUGUAGCUGUUUUUCCUGUAAGCUAUGCUCACAUUUUUAUAGCAUCUCCG